CACAGAACUCCCUGAGUGGGAGUUUGAAGCCUUCUUAACUCAGAAAGAAACUUCCAACACAGUUUCCCAAAGAAAAAUGGGCACCAAUGGCAAAGUUAUUAAAUGCAAAGCAGCCAUCGCCUGGGAAGCAGGCAAGCCCCUUUGCAUUGAAGAGGUUGAAGUAGCUCCCCCCAAGGCUCAUGAAGUUCGCAUUCAGAUCAUUGCCACUUCCCUGUGCCAUACUGAUGCCACUGUUAUCGAUUCUAAAUUUGAGGGCCUAGCUUUCCCAGUGAUCGUUGGCCAUGAGGCUGCAGGGAUUGUGGAAAGUAUUGGGCCAGGAGUGACCAACGUCAAACCAGGUGACAAAGUAAUUCCACUUUAUGCACCUCUAUGUAGAAAAUGCAAGUUUUGUCUGAGUCCACUCACAAAUUUGUGUGGAAAAAUCAGUAAUCUCAAAAGUCCUGCUAGUGAUCAACAACUAAUGGAAGACAAAACCAGCAGGUUUACCUGCAAAGGAAAACCAGUUUACCAUUUCUUUGGAAUCAGUACAUUCUCUCAGUACACUGUGGUGUCAGAUAUCAAUCUUGCCAAAAUAGAUGAUGAUGCAAAUUUAGAGAGAGUUUGUCUGCUUGGAUGUGGGUUUUCAACUGGCUAUGGGGCUGCAAUCAACAAUGCCAAGGUCACCCCUGGUUCGACUUGUGCUGUCUUUGGCCUAGGAGGUGUGGGUCUUUCUGCUGUAAUGGGUUGUAAAGCGGCAGGAGCUUCCAGAAUCAUAGGUAUUGACAUCAACAGUGAGAAGUUUGCGAAGGCUAAAGCCCUGGGAGCCACUGACUGCCUCAAUCCUAGAGACUUACAUAAACCGAUCCAGGAGGUUAUCAUUGAAUUGACCAAGGGAGGUGUGGAUUUUGCCCUUGACUGUGCAGGUGGAUCUGAAACCAUGAAAGCAGCCCUGGACUGUACAACCGCAGGCUGGGGAUCAUGUACUUUCAUUGGAGUAGCUGCUGGUAGCAAAGGAUUGACUAUUUUUCCAGAAGAGCUAAUAAUCGGCCGUACUAUAAAUGGAACAUUCUUUGGUGGAUGGAAAAGUGUAGAUUCUAUCCCAAAGCUGGUCACUGACUAUAAGAAUAAGAAAUUCAAUCUGGAUGCAUUGGUGACCCAUACCCUGCCUUUUGACAAAAUCAGUGAGGCAUUUGACCUAAUGAACCAAGGAAAAAGCAUCCGAACCAUCCUCAUCUUUUGAAGAUGCCAGGAGCAAUUUGGAAUACUAUCUGAUUGAAUGUGAACCUGCCUGGUUAAUUUAUUACCUAAUUUUAUGAAACAAGGAAAGCCAUGAGUUUAAACAAAUAUUUACAUUUAAUAUGGGAACAUAAAAGAGCUUUAAAUAUUACAGCCUUUGUACUUGUUAUAUACAUGAAUAUUCCCUGUUAAAUAAUAAUAAUAACUAGUGUUUAUGAAUAGAAUCAUAUCAUCUUUAGAAAUUGCUUAAAAUUAGUUCUGGGAAGUUGAAAGUGGGGAAUGAAGAAAUAAUAAAUAAAACUAGAUUGGCCAUAUGUUUAUAAUUUUUUUAGGUUGGGUAAUGAAUACAUGGAGUUUCAUUAUACUUUUCUCUCCACUUUUGUCUAUGUUGAAAAUUUUCUGGGAGCUAAAUGAUGAGAACACAUGGACACAUGAGGGGGAACAACACACACUGGGGCCUGUUGAUGGCAGGGAGUCGGCAGAGAAAGAGCAUCAGGAGGAAUAGCUAAUGGAUGCUGGGCUUCAUACCUGGGUGAUGAGAUGAUCUGUGCAGCAAAGCACCAUGGUACAUGUUUACCUAUGUAACAAACCUGCACAUCCUGCACAUGUACCCUGGAACUUAAUAAAAGUUGGAAAUUUUUAAAAAGAAUGAAUAAGACCUGGUAUUUGAUAGCACAACAGGGAGACUAUAGUCAACAGUAAUUUAAUUGUACAUUUUAAUAUGACUAAAGGAGUAUAAUGGAUUGUUUGUAACACAAAUAAAUGCUUAAGGGGAUGGACACCCCAUAUUACAUGAUGUGAUUAUUACACAUUGCAUGCCUAUAUCAAAACAUCUCAUGUACUCCACAAAUAUAUACACCUAAUACCCACAAAAAUUAAAAUAAAAAAAUUUUUUAAUAAAAAUAAAGAAAAGAAAAAGAUUUCCCACAAUAAAAAGAUUUUUACUGGAAAAAAUCACUAUAUUUCACAUAUAUGUGUACAUAUAUACACUAUAUAUAUACACACUAUAUAUAUGAAAUAUAUAGUAAUUGUGAUCAUGUGUGUAUAUAUAUAAAUAUAUAUAAAUAUGUACACAUAUGUAUACAUAAAACAUUAUUAUAUACUUUGUGUUCCAAUAAGCCACAAGUUACUUUUUAAAAAUAAGUUGCUAAAUAAUUUUCUUUUUAACAUCUGCUAAUUUCUUUUCUCUUGGCCCCACUCUAUCAUUAACUGCAAUCACAUGGAAGGAGAUAGCAGAAUCUAUUUAAGUGAAUAUUUUAAAAAGAAUAAAAGCAUAUCUACUCUCUACAUAUGAAAGUUUCUAUCUCUAUAAAAUAACUGCCUUUUCAUCUUUGAUAAUUUUUUUUCUUCAACUUUUAUUUUAAGUUUUGGGGUAUGUGUGCAGGAUGUGCAGAUUUGUUACAUAGGUAAAUGUGUGCCAUGGUGGUUUCCUGCAGAGAUCAACCCAUCAUUUAGGUAUGAAGCCCAGCAUCCAUUAGCUAUUCUUCCUGAUGCUCUCCCUCCCGCUACCCCCCUCAAUAGGCCCUAGUGUGUUGUUUCCCACCAUGUGUCCAUGUAUUCUCAUUGUUCAGCUCCCACUUACAAAUGAGAACACACAGUAUUUGUUUUUCUGUUCCUGCGUUAGUUUGCUGAGGAUAAGGGCUUAUAGCUCCAUCCGUGUCCCUGCAAAGGACAUGAUCUCAUUCCUUUUCAUGGCUGCAUAGUAUACCAUAGCAUAUAUGUACCACAUUUUCUUUAUCCAAUCUAUCAUUGAUGGGCAUUUGGUUUGAUUCCAUGUCUUUGCUAUUGUGAAUGGUGCUGCAAUGAACAUACAUGUUCAUGUAUCUUUAUAAUAGAAUAAUUUAUAUUCCUUUGGAGAUAUACUUGGUAAUGGGAUUGCUGGGUCAAAUGGUAUUUUUGCCUCUAGAUCUUUGAGGAAUCACCACCCUGUCUUCCACAAUGGUUGAACUAAUUUACAUUCCCACCAACAGUGUAAAAGCAUUCCUUUUUCUCUGCAACCUCACCAGCAUCUGUUGUUCCUUGACUUUUUAAUAAUCACCGUUCUGACUGGCAUAAGAUGGUAUCUCAUUGUGGUUUGGGUUUGCAUUUCUCUAAUGAUCAGUGAUCUUUCAUAAUUUUUACAACACAUAAUGUUGAGUUUAAUGAUCUGUAAUUGAGUUUAAUGAUCUGUAAUGUUAUUGAUCUGUAACUGGCACUAAUUAAUGCUAUUUUCAAUAGUCAAUUAAAAGUUACAAAAAUUGAUGUAUUUAUAAAAUAAUGUAAGUAAACAUUUAUAGUUAUAAGAUUUAACAGAUAAAAAGAUUUAUAUAAAAAUAGCAAAAUGGAAAGUUUCAAAUUAUUAUACUCAAGAUGUUACAGUGAACAGUUUAAAAGGACAACAUAGAACCUAAAUGCCCAUCAGUGAUAGACUGGAUAAAGAAAAUGUGGUACAUAUACACCAUGGGAUACUAUGCAGUCAUAAAAAGGAAUGAGAUCAUUUCCUUUGCAGGGACAUGAAUGGAGCUGGAAGCCAUUAACCUCAGCAAAUAACGCAGGAACAGAAAAACAAUCAUCACAUGUACUCGCUUAUAAGUGGGAGCUGAACUAUGAGAAUACAUGGACACAUCAUGGGGAACAACACACAUUGGGGCCUGUCCUGGGGGCAGGAGGGAGAGCAUCAGGAAGAAUAGCUAAUGGAUGCUGGUCUUAAUACCUAAGUGAUGGGUUGAUCUGUGCAGCAAACCAUCAUGGCACACGUUUACCUAUGUAACAAACCUUCACAUCCUGCACACGUACCCCA
Pongo pygmaeus (Bornean orangutan) is the source of this 3994-nucleotide messenger RNA. RefSeq names its product alcohol dehydrogenase 4 (class II), pi polypeptide (gene ADH4). Gene Ontology annotation, biological process: formaldehyde catabolic process. Gene Ontology annotation, molecular function: zinc ion binding; alcohol dehydrogenase (NAD+) activity; S-(hydroxymethyl)glutathione dehydrogenase [NAD(P)+] activity. The transcript is spliced from 9 exons. Gene Ontology annotation, cellular component: cytosol. Bases 77 to 1219 code for a protein of 380 amino acids. NCBI's taxonomy places the organism in Eukaryota, Metazoa, Chordata, Mammalia, Primates, Hominidae. The record is from RefSeq and is a predicted model, not a curated record.